This is a messenger RNA of Cuscuta epithymum, 1960 nucleotides long. NCBI's taxonomy places the organism in Eukaryota, Viridiplantae, Streptophyta, Magnoliopsida, Solanales, Convolvulaceae. The record is from the annotation of a GenBank genome assembly.
UUUCCUUUUCAUAACAGGCCAAUCACCACACAUGUGUGAAGUGAAACCUUUCAUGCUUUUCCCUCCGCCCAUGGCUCUUUCACUUCUGGCGUCAAAACCUAAUCCACAUUUCAGUUACAAUUGCUCCUCUUCUGGUAAUUCCUCCAGUUCCAAAGCUUCCAAACUCCCCCAUUUCUUCCCAUGGCAAAAGGUAAAGGUGGGACCUUUAAGCGUAUCGCCUAUGGGGUUUGGGACAUGGGCAUGGGGAAACAAGGUUCUUUGGGGAUAUGAGGAAUCCAUGGACACUCAGCUUCAGCACACUUUCAAUUUUGCUCUUGAAAAUGGGAUCAACCUGUUUGAUACUGCCGAUUCCUAUGGAACGCUUGGGUUGAAUGGACGAAGUGAGAAGCUUCUUGGCAAGUUCAUCUGUGAAUUUCAAGGAAGUAAGAGGGUGCAAGAUGACAUUGUGAUUGCUACAAAGUUUGCAGCAUAUCCGUGGCGCCUGACCCCUGGACAGUUUGUGAAUGCUUGCAAGUCUUCUUUAAAGAGGAUGCAAAUUGAACAAAUUGGGAUUGGACAAUUGCACUGGUCUACUGCAAACUAUGCACCUCUACAAGAAAAAGCUCUCUGGGAUGGUUUAGUGGCAAUCCAUUAAAAUACAAUUAUGGGGUUAUAGGGGUUAGUUCGUGCGGUUGGUGUAAGCAAUUACGGACCAAAACAGCUUCUGAAAAUACAUAAUUACCUUGAAGCACGUGGAGUUCCCUUAUCGUCCGCUCAGGUACAAUUCUCAUUGCUGAGUAUGGGAAGUCAGCAGAUGGAAAUUAAAGAUAUAUGUGAUUCUUUGGGCAUACGCUUGAUUGCUUACAGCCCCCUUGGUCUUGGCAUGCUCACUGGAAAAUACAGCCCUUCCAAUCUCCCUAAAGGGCCUAGGGGCUUCCUGUUCAGUAACAUUCUACCUGGGCUGCAACCUUUGAUGAAGUCCUUAAAAGAUAUAGCUCGAAAAAGGGGCAAAACUGUACCUCAGGUUGCAAUUAACUGGUGUUUGUGCAAAGGCACGAUUCCCAUACCGGGAGUUAAGUCAGUGAAACAAGCUGAAGAAAAUGUAGGUGCCCUUGGGUGGCAACUAGAUGCGGAUGAGUUGACAGAGUUGGAACAUGGAGCUCUUCAAUCUCCGCGAAAGAUGAUUCAGAACAUCUUUCAAACCACCUAGUCAUUACUUUAUUCUCUCUUGUGAAAACUGUGUAAAGAGUAAAGACAGGCAGGGGCCAUUUCAUUUUAUAAGUAACGGGCUCAACCUUUUUUAUUGCCCACAAGCCAGGAAAAAAAUCUAAUUAAUACUCAAAAUGUGAUUUCUUGUGUAAUUGGGUUAUUUGGGUACAAUGUAAAUAGGGAAAAGUAUGGAAAAGAUACUUGUGGUUGGACCCGUUUUCAUAUAGGGUCAUGUGUUUCAUUCUUUAUCAAAGUGGUUCAUGUGUUUGAAUUCCGUUAUCACAAGAGGGUCAUGUCGUUAAAAACAUCUGAAAAAGAUCGUUAAAAGUAAUUUCGAUUUUCAUAAGUGCUCGGAAAAUUAAAAGAAAAAUACCGAAAGGUGUGCCUUGUUAAGAUGACCUCCAAACCACCUUUGCAUUUGGAGUUUCACAUCCGUUUGAAUUAUUUUUAAAAAAUGAUUUCUCUAAUAUCACUUUUGUUGUGGCCUUUUCGGUGACAAGGGUGCCUUAAGACAAAAAGGAAAGAUGGCCUAGCAGUCGUUUUAUUGAGGCGAUUAGGCGAACCUUCCAGUAUUUUUCUUUUGAUUUUUCGGGCACUUUUGAAAAAUCGGAGUUACUUUUAAAGGUUUUUUUCAAACAUUUUUGACGGAAUUUAAAUACAUGAAACACAUGACCCUAUCUGAAAACGGGCCCAAUCACAAGUACAUUUUCCGUACUUUCCCAUGUAAAUAAAAUGUGAUUUAAUGUUUUUAGCACACUAUUAUCGUACACUC